AUGGUUACCUACAGUAUCAAGGAUUUGAUGGGCCUUUGCUCGGACUAUGCACUCGACGCAUCGAUCCAAAAGAUUCUUUUCUCAUUGGACUUAUGGGUGCCAAAGGCAGCUCGAGAAGUACAUAUUGAUAAUGUCGCACAACAACGAUACGCAGCAGCAGCAUAUACUGGUUUCAAUCGCGCUCGGUCACCGUCAAGAAAUGACACUGUUAGUAAUAACAAUAUCAAUAAUCGAUUACGUCGUACAUUAGCAUCACGUUCAAUGUCCGCAGAAGUCUUUCGUAGCUCAAUCGAUACGAGCAGUAGUGGAUCAACUUCAAGAGAUGUGAAUAGUAAAACGAAUACAGCAUUGCCUAAUGCAACAUUAGUGAAGAAAUCAAGCAAUAGUCAGAAUCUCGAUGAAAUCUCCUCGCCCGGACAAUCCCAAGCGAAGCUCAUGCCCAUAAUGGAAGGUGGUGAGAGUGAAGAUAAAUCAACUGAAUCGUCGUCAACAACUCGUAUAAAUACAAACUUUCCUUCGACAAUCAUCGAUUGGACACCGAUGGAAAAUGAGCCAAUAACAACAACAGCAGGUCGUACACCGAGUGACGCACUUUUCGAACUUAGUGUCCGUGCAGAUUCUGCUCUGAAAACGGCUCUGUGUGAAAACAAUUCCAUUGUAACAAGCACUAGCACAAACGAUCGUAUAACGCUACGUAAAAGUGUUAGUGUUAUGAAUCAAAAGCAAAAAGUUGGUAGUGGCCGUUCACUAGUUCGUGCGAAAUCGGACAUGGCAGGUGCAGAUGCAAGUCGAAAACGUGCUUUAUCGCAUAUUGCUCGCGUGUCAGAGCGAUACUUUAGUGAUGAUGCAAAAACCGUUGCUGAAAUUGAAGAACUUGAACUUGAAUAUCUAUUCAAUUAUAUUCGUCAUUUAAAAACGUUUCCUAAGUAUACCAAUAUGACAGAAGACGAAAUUCUACAAGAAGUCGAAGGUGAUCCGCAUACAUUACGUCAACGCACAAAGGAAAUUUUGAAAGGAAAGAUGUCUGAAUCAUAUGCUGCAUAUAUUGCUAAAUAUCCGAUAAAAAAACAACGUCGACGAGAAUGUCCAGCAACUCCGAAUAAGUACCGUAAAUGUUCUCGACGUUGUUUUGAUGGACAACUACGUACUUGGCGUCGUAAUCUCCACCAAUUCGAUGAGGAUGGUAAACAAGAUCUGGCCGGUACAACUGAUUUGAAUGAAAACGAUGAACUCACAUCAACAGAUCCGAUCGAAGAACAAGCUUAA
Molecule: messenger RNA, 1266 nt
Organism: Adineta ricciae
Lineage: Eukaryota; Metazoa; Rotifera; Eurotatoria; Adinetida; Adinetidae
Source: the annotation of a GenBank genome assembly